AUGUAUCAAAAGCUAAUGCUUGAGAAGUAUCUCACAGUUGGUCUUUCUUCAGUCAAGAGAAAGAAAGAAAACUACCUAAUGGACACUCUAAAUUCCAUCUUCUCCCAUUCUUCCAAAGAGAAGCUCUCUAAGAUGGUCGUGGUGGUUCUCCUCGCUGACUUCGACCUGGCCUGGGUAGAGGAGACCAGGCAAAAGAUCUCCAGUGAGUUCCAUGUUCAUCUGAACCAGGGCGAGCUCCUGGUCAUCCAGCAUCUCUACCCUCCCCUGACGGGACUGAAAAGGAACUUCAAUGAUGCUCCGGACCGGGUGACCUACCGCUCGAAGCAAAAUGUGGACUAUUCCUUCUUGGUCCACUUCAGCGCCAACAUCUCGCAGUAUUUCAUCAUGGUGGAGGACGACGUGUUCUGCGCCAAGGGUUUCCUCUCUGCCAUACGCAAUCACGUGCUCAAGAUGGGCAGCACCCGGUGGACGACGCUGGAGUUCUCCAAGCUGGGCUACAUUGGGAAGCUCUACCACUCGGAAGACCUGCCACUGCUCGCCCGCUUUCUUUUACUCUUCUACCAGGAAAUGCCAUGCGACUCUCACUUUCGGACACUGCUCAUGCAGGACAAGGUCAUCCGCAUGCGCCCAUCUUUGUUUUAGCACAUGGGCAAGUUCUCAUCCUUCCAGGGGGCCUAUAAUCACCUCAAGGAUGACGAAUUUAUACAGGAGCCAGCCGAUAACCCACCUGCAGAGGUCCUGACCAACAUUGAGCCUUACAAGGACAAAACCCCCGUAAAUGCCUACAGCCAAGGUUCAGACUUCUUGUGGGGAUUGUCUCCCAGCCAAGGAGAUUAUUUUAUGGUGAUAUUCAACACGCCUGUGCUGCUCUCACGAAUCUCCAUUGAGACAGGAUCUGAGAAGAAGGAUAUUCUCUUAAAUGCUGUUGUUGAGGUUGGACGUGUCGUUGAGAAGUCACACACACCAUCUUCAUGCUCAGACCUCCACAGCUUGGGGUCACUGAAUGCGGGUCAGUUUGAAAUGAGAGAUAUUGAUCAGACUGUGAAAUCCGCUGUGGCCUGUUUACAAAUUCGAGUCACAGAAAAUCAAAAUGACUGGGUCAAGGUACAGAAUAUUCAGGUUUGGGAAAGAAGUUGAUAUGGGGACAUAAAAUCAAUAAUAAUAAUUAUUAUCAUUAUUAUUAUUAUCAUUAUUAUUAUUAUGUGUACACACACAAUCUAUUUAUAAAUCUCAAAAGGGGACUUUCUCAGGUCCCAGAAGCUGUUAAUAAACACUAGAUGGAGCCCUUGCAACUCAAUCGGGGGUUGUGUGUACACAAUGGGUUUAAUUAUAUGGAAGUUCAUUAACAUGCAGUGCUCUGUAAAAGAAGGACAAAAAUUGCAGUAUAUUACUGUUGUAAAUGUUGGUAUUUUUUCCUAGGUAUUGUUUGUUACCAUUCUCUUUAAUAGCUCAAUAUUAAAGCAUAUUUCUAAAGUACACUAUCCAA
Alosa sapidissima (American shad) is the source of this 1486-nucleotide messenger RNA. RefSeq names its product alpha-1,3-mannosyl-glycoprotein 4-beta-N-acetylglucosaminyltransferase C. The record is from RefSeq and is a predicted model, not a curated record. NCBI's taxonomy places the organism in Eukaryota, Metazoa, Chordata, Actinopteri, Clupeiformes, Clupeidae. Gene Ontology annotation, biological process: protein N-linked glycosylation. Gene Ontology annotation, molecular function: acetylglucosaminyltransferase activity.